ACGUUGAGGCAACAACGAUAGCGAAAGGCACGCACGAAAGCGAGCGGUUCGCUGUGUUGUGUCAGUCAGUUAGGAUUUUCGGCUGUGGCUCCGUGACGGCGCCGAGUGCCGUGUGUUUGUGGAGUGCCAGUGGCUGUGCGAGUGCUUCGGAUUCGUGUUAAACCCGUGGAUUAUUGCUUCGAGCGCCGACUGGCGUCGCAGUCGACUCCAAGUGAUGUGACAAUAUGCUCUUGACAUCGGACGAAAAUGCGAUUCCCAAACAUGGCAAACCCGAGCAAGACGCCCUUCGAGCUUGACCGGAACUUCUCCAACGCUCUCAAAGUCCCGCCGGACAACAGGACCAACCAGGAUUUACAGCUCAUCCUAGUCCACCUGCGGAAGUUGGAGGUGCUUUCCGACAGUGCCAUCCACUCCAUUUGCAGGACUGUCCGACAUGAGAAGCACGAAGGCAACGACGUUCUCUACUACACCGGCGAGGUGGCCACCUGCUGGUAUGUGCUGCUCAGCGGGUCGGUCUACAUCGAUGGCUCCAUGUUCCUGCCCAGACGAAGCUUCGGAAAGAGGAAUGGCGCGAGCACAAGGCGGCCCAACGAGUGUUUCGUGCUGGAGCCCUCGGAUAUGCUGGUGAUUGACUAUCCGGACGCGGGGCAGCACUCCUCCAGAAGCAGAGCCAUGAACUACGAAGCGCUGGGACAGCUGCGUCCCGAGUUGUACGUCAAGUCGAACCGAAGUUCGCACUCGAGCGACACCAGCUCAGCCUACUCGGGCUCGGACACGAUGCACAGCGUCCAGAGCUCGAUCGACGCGGACGAGGUCGACCUCACGGGGCUGGUCGAGUCUGUCGUCGACUCGGACGAAGAUGACGACCUUGCCGAAAGCAUCGAUAGCCUUACUGUGCGGGACACAGUUCGUGAGUGCUUGGAGAAGGACCCGUCCGAGCGGACGGACACGGACGUGGAGACGCUGCUGGAGAUGACGCAGCACCUGAAGGCCUUCACCAACAUGACGCUGGCCGUACGCCGGGCGCUGUGUCAGGUGAUGGUUUUCGCCGUGGUCGAAAAGGCCGGCACCACCGUGAUGAACGAUGGCGAGGAGCUCGAUUCUUGGAGCGUCCUCAUCAACGGCCACGUCGAGGUCGAGAUGGCCAACGGUGACACGCAGCACCUGCACAUGGGCGACUGCUUUGGCAUUACACCCACCAUGGAAAAACUGUAUCACAGAGGUGUGAUGAAAACGAAAUGUGAUGACUGUCAAUUCGUAUGCAUCACUCAAGAGGCAUACUAUAGGAUCCAGCACCAGGGUGAAGAAAAUAUCAGGAGACAUGAAGAUAACGGCGAAUUAGUUUUAGUUACUGAACAGAGAGUUAUAGAUAGCGGUAGCAGACGAGGACACAUAGCGAUCAGGGGCACGCCAGCUCGGCUGAUGCAGCACCUGGUCGAGGAGAACUCGAUCAUCGACCCAACCUACGUGGAGGACUUCCUGCUGACGCACAGGACCUUCAUCGAGUCGUCGUUGGCGGUGGCGAACCAGCUGCUGCAGUGGUUCGAGAAGCCCGAGUCGCGCGACAAGGUGACCCGGGUGGUGCUGCUCUGGGUCAACAACCACUUCACCGACUUUGAGAUGGACCCGGCCAUGAUGGAGUUCCUCGAGAAGUUCGAGGAGAAGCUGGAGAGGGAGAAGAUGCAGGGCCAACUGCGUCUGCUCAACAUCGCGUGCGCCGCCAAGGCCAGGACGAGAAACAUCACCCUCGCCAGGCCUGAUAGAAAUGAAAUCCUCCAGUUUUCCAUUUUGGGCGGGUACGAACGCGGCUGUGGCAUCUUCAUUUCUAAGGUUGAUAAAAAGUCGAGGGCGGAGGAAGUAGGUCUGAAACGAGGCGACCAAAUCACGGAAGUGAACGGCCAAAGCUUUGACCACGUGACGCACGCGAGGGCGCUGGAAAUCCUACGCAGCUCGACCCACCUGAGCAUCACCGUCAGGUCGAACCUGCUCGCCCUGAAGGAGCUGUGCCAGAACAACGACGCGAUGGGCCCCAGGUCGCGGGCGAUGCACCGAUCGGAGCCGCCGGCGCCGCCGAUCGCAAAGCCGACGAACGCGUGCCGACUGUCGGUGGCGAUCGACGGCGACGCCACGCCGGUCAAGGAGAACGCCAAGAGUCACAAGGGCGGCUUCAUGACCAUGGGCACCAAGAAGCGGCUGCAGAAGGCCCUCAUGAACAUCCUUCCGCGCAGCAUCAACGAGACGGACAGCAGCUCCAUGGGACACAGCCUCAGCAAUCCGGACCUCGUCAGUCUAUGCUGGGCCGACGAAAGGGCCGAUUUCCCAGAACACGUGCUCAAGGUAUACAGGGCGGACCAACAGUGCAAGUACCUGCUGGUGCACAAGGAAACGACGGCGCAGGAGGUGGUGAUGCUGACGCUGCACGAGUUUGGCAACACGGAGCCCAGCUCCAACUUCAGCCUGUGCGAGGUGAGCGUGGCCGAAGGCGGCAUCAUCAAGCAGCGCCGGCUGCCGGACCAGCUGCAGAGCCUGGCGGAGCGAAUCGGCCUCAGCAGCCGCUACUACCUGAAGACCAACGGCACCACGGAGCCGCUCGUGCCCGACGAAAUGGCCAACGACCUCGUCCGGGAGAGCUCGGUCAGUUUCCUCCAACUCAAUGCCGUCGAGGUCGCCAUCCAACUCACCCUGCAGGACUUUAAUAUCUUCCGACAGAUUGAGAGCACUGAGUACAUAGAUGAUCUAUUCGAGCUGAAAUCUCGGUACGGCAUGCCGAUGCUGAACAAAUUCGGAGAACUGGUCAACAAGGAAAUGUUCUGGGUAGUCACUGAAGUGUGUUCCGAACACAAUCCUCUGAGACGGAUGCGGAUCGUGAAGCAGUUCAUCAAAGUUGCCAGACAAUGCAAAGAAUGCAAAAACUUCAAUUCCAUGUUUGCCAUCAUCUCGGGCCUGGGGCACCUGUCGGUGUCGCGUCUGCGAUCCACGUGGGAGCGUUUGCCUGGAAAGUACCAAAAACUCUUCUCCGAUUUGCAAGAUCUGAUGGACCCGUCGCGGAAUAUGUCCAAGUACAGGCAGCUCAUCAGCUCAGAGCAGUCUCAGCCCCCAGUGAUUCCAUUCUACCCAGUGGUGAAGAAAGAUCUGACCUUUAUCAAGCUGGGCAACGACUCUAAAGUCGAGGGCCUGGUCAACUUUGAGAAGCUGCGCAUGAUAGCCAAAGAGGUGCGCACUCUCGGCAGCAUGUGCUCCUCGCCCUACGACCUGCUCACAAUGCUCGAACUUGGCGGCCAACCCCCUUCCAGCGCCAUGAAGGCCAUGAACCAGAUGACGGCCGGAUCUCAGCAGCAGGCUGCUACAGUGAAGAGGAGAAAGAAGUCGACCGCAGCACCAAACCCGAAGAAGAUGUUCGAGGAGGCGCAGAUGGUGCGCCGGGUGAAAGCCUACCUGAACAACCUGCGGGUGAUCACGGACGAGGAGCGGCUGCAGCAUCUCUCGUUGGAGUGCGAGCCGCCAGCGUCGGCACCGUCUUCAGCGGCACCUAGAAAGAGACAUCCUUCACCGACGCUGUCCACCACUUCCACGACGUCCAGCACGUCGGCCACCAGGUUCGGAGCUGCGUCGCCACAGGCGGUGAGGAAAAUGCUAGCCCUAAGCGACUCGUCAAAAACGCGGCCGCACCAGCCGCCGCGGCUGCAGCCGCCGAGUCCGACCGGCUCCCGCAAGUCGGGCCACGAGCGGUCGCACUCGGACACGCCGGCGGCCGUCGACCUCAACGCUGAGAGCAGCAGCGUCACCAGUCUGAGCAGGUCCAACAAGGACUCUGGCCUCUCCAUGCGCGAAUCUCCCAUUUCACAACGCAGACAUUCCACAAUUGACCAGAAAGCGAUGGGGCCGCCUCAAAACCCACCGAACCGGCCGCAGAGGCCGCCAGAGUACAACGAGGCGACGCGGAGGAUGCGCACGCUGGGACUUAGCAGGGCACAUUCGCACGAGGGCGUCACCAACACCGACUUCUUCCAUUCCGACGACGAUGAUGACGACGGGGCGCAAGUGUCGGCCGUGUGAGCCCGCCCGCCCGCCAGCCCAGUCCAGCCGGUGCAGCCCGGAAUUCGCAUGCCAAAGAGGGUUUUCGUCCACAUUGCGACGCGCCCACCACAAUUAUUAAUGUUUAAAGAAACAAACGAGUUGGCGGAAUGUGCAGAGUGCGCUGGGUGACGCUUUCUCAGUGCGUGAGUGAGUGAAUGAAGAAGCUCGUGACAAAUCCAUCAGAAUUACUAUGCAUAAAUAUAUCUAUUUUGAACCACACAAGCAUAUAUGUCUGUCUAUAGGGAAUAAAUGUGUCAUCGUCAGAUUUUUAUUCGCUGCGACAUUUUAAGACCAAUGAGAAGGAAGAGGAAUUAUUUUUAUCUUGCGUGACACGGUCUCAGUCAAGUUGAAGCAGAAGUUUAUCUUGAUAUUUUAGUAAAUUAUUAAUUUUUUAUCACAUCUUUAUUGUUGUGUACAAAUCGUAUAUGGAAAAUGAAAGUUGGAAACAAUAAUUAAAGAAAAACUUAA
Molecule: messenger RNA, 4545 nt
Organism: Cloeon dipterum
Lineage: Eukaryota; Metazoa; Arthropoda; Insecta; Ephemeroptera; Baetidae
Gene: PDZ-GEF
Product: PDZ domain-containing guanine nucleotide exchange factor
Exons: 19
Coding region: 247-4056 (1269 amino acids)
Biological process (GO): Ras protein signal transduction; positive regulation of GTPase activity
Cellular component (GO): apical plasma membrane; plasma membrane
Molecular function (GO): guanyl-nucleotide exchange factor activity; protein binding
Source: RefSeq, a predicted model, not a curated record